This is a messenger RNA of Malassezia vespertilionis, 675 nucleotides long. RefSeq lists its product as uncharacterized. The transcript has a single exon. Bases 1 to 675 code for a protein of 224 amino acids. Lineage: Eukaryota; Fungi; Basidiomycota; Malasseziomycetes; Malasseziales; Malasseziaceae. The record is from RefSeq and is a predicted model, not a curated record.
AUGUUCUUCACUAAGAUUGCUGUGUCCGCUACCGCUCUUUUUGCCGUUGCUCAAGCCGGCUGGAUUACUUUCCAAAACGAAAACAAGCAGACGGAGGGUCUUCCUUGCGUCGGUGCCAUCUACGGCGACGACAACUUCCUUGUUUCUCGCUUUGACUGUGGUGCUACCGACUGGAACUCCUCGUUUUGCGGUAUUCACUGCUUCCCCUUUUCGGCCACUACAUGUGUCGGUAAGGUCCCGGCGGAUGUCAACAACGGUACUGGCAACGGUCUCUGGUAUGCCCCCCAUAGCGUCCAGAGUGCGUGUCAGUUCCUUGGCACCAUUGAUUCUCCCAGCAAGCCUUACGACAUGGCCGGUGUCAAUGUCACUUCUUGUGGAUACGUUGAUUGGCCUUCUAACCGUACGUGGGGCCCUACCGUCAGCGUUCCGCCUUUCCCUGUGACCACCAACGGCUGCUGGAACGUCUCUGACGACCCUAAGCCGAAGUUCCCGAAGCGUACUGGCCACUUCUUUGACGGUGCUCAGCCUCUUAACACCACUUGGUGUGAUGAUGGCUUUGCUGCGGAGUGUGGUGACAAUAAGGACCCGAUCUGCACUUACAGCUUUGACAACGACAUUAGGAUCAACUGCCAGAAGACGAAUAUGCCUAAAACUGUGAAGCCGAAGGAAGAUUGA